This is a messenger RNA of Lolium rigidum, 1467 nucleotides long. Its product is annotated as 3-ketoacyl-CoA synthase 5-like. The record is from RefSeq and is a predicted model, not a curated record. Gene Ontology annotation, molecular function: acyltransferase activity, transferring groups other than amino-acyl groups. Gene Ontology annotation, cellular component: membrane. Bases 1 to 1467 code for a protein of 488 amino acids. The transcript has a single exon. Gene Ontology annotation, biological process: fatty acid biosynthetic process. NCBI's taxonomy places the organism in Eukaryota, Viridiplantae, Streptophyta, Magnoliopsida, Poales, Poaceae.
AUGGUUAGCUCGCCGGCCCUUGGCAGCAAGCACUGGCUUAAACCCCUGUACCAGCUGGUUGUGAACAACUUCCUCGUCGUCGUGGUGGUGCCGGUCUCAGCCGCCGUCGCUCUCCGCAAAGCCGUGCAGCUCGGCCCUGACGAGCUCCUCUCUCGGCUCCAUGAGUUUCAGCAGGUUCACGUUUUCAUGGCUGUCUUCCUUCCGCUUGCCUUCGCAACCCUCUACCUGAUGAGCCGCCCUCGCAGCGUGUACCUGGUGGACUACGCCUGCUGCCGGCCGAAACCCAACUGCCGCGUCUCCAUGGCCUCCUUCACCGAGAACUUACGAUGCAUGCCGUACCUCGAGGACGGCGCCUUCCGCUUCAUAAUACGCAUGCUCCAGCGCUCAGGCCUCGGCGACCAGACGUACCUCCACCCGUCCCUGCACCACAUCCCGCCGCGUUGCUGCCUGAGCUCAAGCCGCGACGAGGCGGAGCAGGUCAUCUUCGCCGCCAUGGACGACCUGCUCGCCAAGACGUCCGUAGCUCCGGGCGACAUCGACAUACUCGUGACCAACUGCAGCGCCUUCAACCCGACGCCGAGCCUGGCGGACAUCAUUGUGAACAGGUACAAGCUGCGUGACGACGUCCGGAGCGUGCACGUAUCCGGCAUGGGGUGCAGCGCGGGGGUGAUCGCCUUGGAGGUGGCGAGGAACCUCCUGCAGGCGGUGCCGCGGGGCGCGCGUGCUCUGGUGGUGUCCACGGAGACAACCUCGCUCAUCAACUACACGGGGAAGAACCGGGCGAUGCUCCUGCCCGCCGCGCUGUUCCGCAUGGGGGCGGCCGCGGUGCUGCUGUCGACGUCCAGAUCGGAGUCCCGGUUCCGGCUCACGCACAUCGUUCGGACGCUCACCGCCGCGGAGGACAGGGCGUACCGGUGCGCGUACCAGGAGGAGGACGAGGAGGGGCAGACGGGGGUGAACCUGUCCAAGGACCUGGUGGCCAUCGCGGGGGAGACGCUCAAGGCCAACAUCGUGGCCAUAGGGUCCGUCGUCCUCCCGCCGUCGGAGAAGCUGCUCUUCGCGCUGUCGCUGGUUUUGCGGAAGGUGCUCGGCAAGAAAAUCAAGCUGUACGUGCCUGAUUUCCGCACGGCGUUUGAGCAUUUCUGCAUCCAUGCCGGUGGCCGGGCGGUGGUGGACGCGGUGCAGAGUAGCCUAUGCUUGUCUGAUGAGAACGUGGAGCCGUCGCGGAUGACGCUCCACCGGUUCGGGAACACGUCGAGCAGCUCGCUCUGGUACGAGCUGGCCUACAUCGAGGCCAAGAGACGGACGCGGAAGGGCGACCGGCUUUGGAUGGUCGGCUUCGGGUCUGGGUUCAAGUGCAACAGCGCCGUGUGGGAGUGCAUCAGGUCGCCCAGCGACACCACUGUUGGCGCGCCCUGGGCUGAUUCCAUCCAUCAGUAUCCUGUGAAGAUCCAAAAGGUUGGCUGA